Eucalyptus grandis is the source of this 2614-nucleotide messenger RNA. RefSeq names its product linoleate 13S-lipoxygenase 2-1, chloroplastic. Gene Ontology annotation, molecular function: protein binding; metal ion binding; oxidoreductase activity, acting on single donors with incorporation of molecular oxygen, incorporation of two atoms of oxygen. Bases 1 to 2595 code for a protein of 864 amino acids. The record is from RefSeq and is a predicted model, not a curated record. Gene Ontology annotation, biological process: lipid oxidation. The transcript has 9 exons. Lineage: Eukaryota; Viridiplantae; Streptophyta; Magnoliopsida; Myrtales; Myrtaceae.
AUGCUCCAAAAGAACCCCAGAGGCGCUGAAGCAGGUCUUGCAUCAAGUAAGAUUGAAGCGGUUGCCAGCCCGAGCGCCAUGGAGAACCCAUUGUCAGUUAAAGCGGUAGUGACCGUGAAACCCAGCACUAGUGGCUUGUUAUCGAAAAUGGGGAUAAGUGGAGGGCUCGAUAAGAUUACUGAUCUGGUGGGGAAAACGCUCCUCUUGGAGCUUGUUAGUACAGAGCUUGACCCCAAGACGGGACGAGAGAAGGGGACAAUCAAAGGGUACGCGUACAAGAAGGGCCACAACAAGGACGAGGUGACGUACGAGUGCGAGUUCGAAGUUGGAGAGGAGUUCGGGGAGGUCGGGGCGAUCUUCGUGGAGAAUGAGCACCACAAGGAGAUGUACCUCAAGGACAUCGUCCUCAAUGGAUUCGUGGGCGGUCCUCUUAACAUCACAUGCAUCUCAUGGGUUCACUCCAAGUACGAUAACCCACAAAAGAGGGUUUUCUUCACCAAUAAGUGCUAUUUACCGACGGAAACGCCGAGCGGGCUAAGGAGACCGAGAGAGGAGGAGCUGGCAAUCCUGCGAGGGAACGGCCAAGGCGAGAGAAAAUCGUAUGAGAGGAUAUACGAUUACGAUGUGUACAAUGACCUCGGGAAUCCGGACAGCGACGCGGAGAAGAAGAGGCCCGUGCUCGGUGGCAAAGAGCUUCCAUACCCUAGACGAUGCCGGACUGGGCGCCCUCAGUGCGAGACCGAUCCACAAUCGGAAUUGAGAAGCGGGAGCAUAUACGUGCCUCGAGACGAACAGUUCUCGACGAUAAAGCAAAUGACAUUCUCGGCGAAGACGGUAUACUCGGUAGUGCAUGCGCUGGUGCCGUCGCUAGAGACGGCAAUGGUCGACGCAGACCUGGGGUUCCCCUACUUCAGCGCCAUCGACAAGCUCUUCAACGAAGGCGUCAACUUGCCCCCAUUGCAGAAGCAAGGGUUCCUCAAGGACCUCUUCCCUCGGCUCGUCAAAACCGUCACCGAUGCCUACCAAGCUGUCCUCCGCUUCGAAACCCCUGAAACCAUGAACCGAAACAGAUUCUUUUGGUUUACUGACGAAGAAUUUUCUCGCCAAACCCUAGCAGGAAUUAACCCUAUUGGUAUUAAAAUGUGUACUCAGGAAUGGCCUUUGAGGAGCGAUCUCGACCCUAAAAUCUAUGGAUCGCUCGAAUCGGCCAUCACGACAGACAUCAUCGAAAGGGAAAUCAAAGGUUUCAUGACAGUCGACGAGGCCAUAAAGCAAAGGAAGCUGUUCAUGCUGGAUUACCACGACCUGUUCCUACCGUACGUGAACAAAGUGAGGCAACUCAAGGGGACAACCCUAUACGGGUCGAGGACGCUCUUCUUCUUGACCCCAGACGAGACAUUGAAACUCCUUGCAAUCGAGCUCACGCGGCCGCCGACCGACGACGGGAAACCACAAUGGAAGCAGGUGUUCACCCCGUCGUGCCACUCCACUGGCAUGUGGCUUUGGCGGCUCGCCAAGGCCCAUGUCCUUGCCCACGACUCUGGAUACCACCAACUCGUCAGCCACUGGUUACGGACUCAUUGUGUCACGGAACCAUACAUAAUAGCAGCGAACCGGCAGUUGAGCGCAAUGCACCCGAUCUACAAGUUGUUGCACCCGCACUUCCGGUACACGAUGGAGAUCAAUGCUCUGGCUCGUGAGUAUCUCGUCAACGGCGAUGGCAUCAUCGAGAGCUCCUUCUCUCCCGGCAAGUACUCCAUGGAGCUCUGCGCCGUCGCCUAUGACAAGCUGUGGCAAUUCGACUCGCAAGGCUUGCCCAAUGACCUGAUUAGCAGGGGGUUGGCAGUGGAGGACCCGACGGCACCGCAUGGCCUCAAGCUAGCGAUCGAGGACUACCCCUUCGCCAACGACGGCCUCCUCUUGUGGGACGCCAUUAAGGAGUGGGUCACCGACUACGUCAAUCACUACUACCCCGACCCGAGCCACAUUGCGUCGGACAAGGAGCUCCAAUCCUGGUGGACCGAGAUCCGGACCGUCGGCCACGGCGACAAGAAAGACUCCCCAGGGUGGCCCGACCUCAAGACCCCAUCCGACCUCAUCCACAUUAUCACCACCAUAGUCUGGGUCGCCUCUGGCCACCACGCUGCCGUCAACUUCGGCCAGUACACCUACGGCGGCUACUUCCCGAACCGGCCCACCAUCGCCAGAACCAAGAUGCCCGUCGCGGACCCGACAGAAGAAGAGCUCAAGAUCUUCUGGAACAAGCCCGAGGUCACGCUCCUCACGUGCUUCCCAUCGCCGAUACAGGCGACCAAGGUGAUGGCAAUCCUCGACGUGUUGUCGAACCACUCGCCGGAUGAGGAGUACCUAGGACAAGAUCCAGAACCAGCGUGGAAGGAGGAGCCGGCGAUAAACGCGGCCUUCAAGAGGUUCCAUGGGAGGCUGAAGGAGCUUGACGGCGUCAUCGAUGCCAGGAACAACGACCAAAGGUUUAAGAAUCGGAACGGAGCUGGGAUCGUGCCGUAUGAGCUCUUGAAGCCUUUCUCCGAGCCCGGUGUGACCGGCAAGGGAGUUCCAUACAGCAUUUCCAUUUGAGAAAAUGACAUGUCGCUAA